CAAAAAAUUCUGAGAAAUAAUAAUUUACAUGUUAAACAAGUUUCGUAAUAAAUAAAAAAAUAGGUAGAAAUCGAAAGAAAUGAGUGCUAGAUUGAUCAAUGACCAAAUUGAACCAUGAUCAUCUUCCUCAAUUGGAUUCGGAUCUGUUUCCCAACAAAGGAUCAACUUGUUCUCAGUUUCUACUUUCCCCUCUCCCAAUUCAUCUCUUGAGGGGGAGAAUAAUUAAGGAGUAAGUAAACAUUUAUCAAUCAAUGGCUUCAAGUAAUGAAGAUUUACCUCAAGGAACAGUAAAGAAUGUGUUGGAACAAGAUACCCUAAAAUGGGUAUUUGUUGGUGGAAAAGGUGGUGUUGGAAAAACAACCUGCAGUUCUACAUUGGGUAUCCUUCUUUCUCAGGUCAGAUCUUCAGUUCUUAUCAUUUCUACUGACCCUGCUCAUAAUCUCAGUGACGCCUUUCAACAACGCUUUACAAAGGCACCUACACUUGUCAAUGGAUUCAACAAUUUGUAUGCCAUGGAAGUUGAUCCAACUGUGGAGAAUGACGAGACACUUGGAUCAGAGGGAAUGGAUGAUUUUCUGUCUGAUUUGGCAAAUGCAAUUCCUGGAAUUGAUGAAGCUAUGAGUUUCGCCGAGAUGCUCAAAUUGGUGCAAACAAUGGACUACUCUGUCAUAGUGUUUGACACGGCCCCAACUGGACAUACUUUACGGUUAUUACAAUUCCCAUCAACAUUAGAGAAGGGGCUUGCCAAAGUGAUGAGUUUGAGGAAUAAAUUUGGUGGCGUUAUCAGUCAGAUGAGUCGUAUCUUUGGUGUCGACACUGAAUUUGGCGAGGAUGCGAUCCUAGGCAAACUUGAAGGCAUGAAAGAUAUAAUUGAACAAGUAAACAGACAGUUCAAGGAUCCAGGCUUGACGACAUUUGUUUGUGUUUGCAUUCCGGAAUUCCUCUCUCUAUAUGAGACUGAAAGGCUUGUUCAGGAACUCACUAAAUUCGAGAUUGAUACACAUAACAUUAUAAUUAACCAAGUGCUUUUCGAUGAAGAAGUUGUUGAAUCCAAGCUGCUGAAGGCUAGGAUGCGGAUGCAACAAAAGUACUUGGACCAAUUCUACAUGCUAUACGACGACUUCAAUAUUACUAAGCUGCCUUUGCUGCCACAAGAGGUUUGUGGUGUUGAAGCGCUGAAAGUGUUUUCACAUAACUUUCUGACACCGUAUCAACCUUCACUUCUUCGGGGUUCAGUGGAAGAGCUGGAAAUGAGAAUAGCCACACUGAAAGAACAGUUGAAAGAUGCUGAAGAAGAACUGGAAAAACUUAGAGCAGGUCAACAAGAAAGUAUAAUGUAGAAAGACUUGGCGGGCGGAGGGCAUUAUGUUGCCUUCACUUUUUCUUUAUCCUUUUUAGGAAACAGUGACAUCUAAAAAAAAAAAUGUUUUUCUUGAGAUAAUUAUUUCUUCUUUUUUUGUAUAAUUUUUUCAUUCUUUUAGUUCAUUUGUACCUUCAAGAAGACAAUAAUGAGGUUUAUAAUAGUAUUCAUGAAGUAAACUUGAACACACCAUUAUAGUGUAUUUUAAAGUGGACUCUGAUUAAUGUUAACGAUUAUCAGUGA
Messenger RNA from Solanum pennellii, 1603 nucleotides. Its product is annotated as ATPase ARSA2-like. Gene Ontology annotation, biological process: post-translational protein targeting to endoplasmic reticulum membrane. The record is from RefSeq and is a predicted model, not a curated record. NCBI's taxonomy places the organism in Eukaryota, Viridiplantae, Streptophyta, Magnoliopsida, Solanales, Solanaceae. Gene Ontology annotation, cellular component: GET complex. Bases 252 to 1340 code for a protein of 362 amino acids. Gene Ontology annotation, molecular function: ATP hydrolysis activity; ATP binding. The transcript is spliced from 7 exons.